ACAAAAGAGCCACAAACUGAUACCGACACCAUCAACAAUUGUGUAACACGAUGGUAGUUGCAUACCUAUAUAUGUUUUAUAAUGGCCGUCAUGAAUAAUUCUAACCGUAGUGACGUUUGUGUACGGGGUUUCAUAUAUUUUAUAUUCGAAACUAGUUAAUAAUGUUAAUCGUGUCGAGUCACAUUAACAAUAUCUUGAGCUGGAUCAAUAAACGAGUCGAAAAAAAUAUGUUUUGUAAUAUCAAAGUGUUGUAUUGUAAAUCUCGUCUUACUCAACGGUUCGGAAAUUAUAUUUGAAAAUAAAUUUUCUCAGUUGUACUCGAAAUUGAAAAUACAAACAUUAUGAAAAAAAUGUCAUGCAAUAACUUGUUUUAUUAUUGCGCAAUUAGCGCCGACGUAUUUUCCUGAUAAAAAAAAAAAAAAAAAAUCAUGACAAUAACGUUCUGUCGAACAAUCUAAAAAAGACAUGGAACCCACAUCGGAGCUUCUGUGUCUUCUAUGCACAGCAAGAUUGGAGUUAACGACUUGUGUGAACAUUUUUUACACAUCGUUACCUCGGAACGGGAUGCAACUUGUUAGUUUUAUUCUCCAAGUAUUAAACUGCAUUGAAUCUGAUUUACGCAGUUCCCACGUAUGCUCCCAAUGCUACCACAUGUUCCAAAUAUUGGAACAGGCGCAAUGGACAGUAGCAAAUAUUAGAACUGAGAUAUUGAAAGUAUAUGAAUCAAGUAGCAAGCAGAGUGACAGUAAGACUGUUAGAAGCGACGUUGCGAGUCUUUUCGAAAUAGGUGAUAAAUGUUUGGCUGGGAACUUGAAUCAGGCAAACAAAUUCAAAACAUCAAGCAGUCCAAACCAAGUGAAAACUUUAUCUGUAUUGCAAAAAUUGAGUAACGAUGAAUGCUCGAUUAGUCAGUAUGAUUUAGCUAACGGUUGUAAAGAAUCUUUGAUUCAUAGUGGUGAAGUUUUGGAUCUUGAUAAAAAAUUUGGUCAAUGUGGAGCAAAGAUCUGUACCAAAAGUAUAAAUAUAAAUGUACGGAGCGAACAAAAUGUAAAAGCGAAACGUAAAAAUCAACUCAAAGGCGCUGUGGCGAAUGUUGUAAGACAUGUCAAUAGUUUUGACAAUAUUCUGAAUGAUGAAACAGCAGGUGAAACGAAAAAAAAAGAACAAAAUGUUAAUUGUUUAUCCAGAAAUGAAGUAACAUUCAAUCUAAAUAGACAAGAAAAAAUGGCACUGUAUACUCAUCGGUGCAAAGUAUGUGGCAGGUUGUUUAAAUAUGCGAACGAUCUUUGUUUGCAUUCAUUGAAGCACGGAGAAUCGAAACCUUACAAGUGCAAAAUUUGUAACAAAGUAUUUUCAAGCAUAUCUGAAGCUAAUACUCAUGUAGUUAAAGAACAUCCACGGAAUAAAGAUGCCAUUGACAUUGUACACGAGCUCUUAGAGUCAAAUAAUGACGAUCAUGGAAUAUUUCCCGAGGAACUCCUCGGAAUGUCGGAUAAUGAGGAACAAGAUGAUUUUGAAUGGAAAGAAGUUGUUCGCAAUGCAGAAAAAAUAUACGAACACGAACAUGACAUAUCAAAGAACAACUCUGUGGAUAUGCUGGAUGUGCCUAAAGAGCUUGCCCCUAAUUCGCAAGAAAUAACGUACAAAUCUCAUAGAAUAUCAAAGUAUAGCUUAAAGCCAUUAAAAUAUCCUUGUCCAACUUGCGGAAAGAAGUGGAGAACGUCAGCCGAGUUAAAAACCCAUAUGAAAUCACAUUCGAGUCUGAGACCCUACAUGUGUGAAAAGUGUGGUCAGGCUUACAAGCACAAACACGCAUUGGAAAUCCAUGUCGGUAUGCACAAUGGCAUUAAUCCGUUCCAAUGCAGUUUUUGCAACAAAUGUUUCACUCAAAAGGGAGCUUUGAUGAGACACUUGCCGAUGCAUACGGGAGAAACGCCUUACCAAUGCGAACUAUGUGGAAAACGUUUCGUCCACCAUACUUCGUACAACAUGCAUGCACUUUCGCACACUGGGAAAAAAUCCUACCAAUGUCACGUAUGUGAUAUGUCUUUGCUGUCGACUUCUCACUUGAAACGUCACAUGCGAGUACACACUGGAGAAAAACCGUUCAGUUGUACUCUAUGUGGAAAACGGUUCGCCGAACGAUACAACUUGUUCGCGCACCAGAAGAUUCAUGACCCAGCUGAGAUACUGGCUAAAGAAACAAAUAAAAUGCAGUACAAGUGUGAACAGUGUGCGUUAUUAUUUGAUAAGAAGCAGACACUGGACGAUCACUUGCGACAUCAUCACCACGAAGUAACUGAUGAUACUAGUAACAGAAAGUGGGGAGGGAACGAAAAUGACAUUGGAACAGCGACAUCAAAAUUAUUUACAUCACAAAUGGAGAAUGAAAUUGAGAAUACGAUUAAAGUAGACGUUUAUGAUAAUAGAAUACUCGACGAAGCAUGGCAGCAGGUGAACUAUACAAAAUUGCAAAAUAUCGAUAGUGACCCGAAGCUACCGCAAUCACAAAGUAAUUUUCAAGUUGGCCCAAACCCGUUGGCGAUAGUCUCUGAAAAUCAUAAAAUGUUGAUCGAUAUAGGCUGCAAUCGGAAUGUAAUUACAAACAUGGGCGUUCCUAGUGGAAAUCAAAUCUAAACUGUCAAAGCACUGAAAUAGUAAUGGGUAUAACUGUUGUGCUAGCAAUUUCCAAAAAUAAUUGCAGUUUACGAGCACAGUUAUACGAACAUCCAUAGCAUUAUGCGCUGCUUAUCAAUGUACUAGACUUUCGUAAAACAAUGUUUUUCCUAGGGUAGUAAUGCUCAACAUAUCUUUAUUUUGAUAAAAAAAAUAUACAUAUAUACAUAUAUAUAUAUACCUAUACUCGAAAAUUUUUUGAAUAAUGAAAUGGGAAUCGACACUCCGUAAGAUACAACAAUAAAUAAAAGAAGUAUAGAAAAUAAGACAAUAAUUGAUCUAGUUUGCGAGAACUUUAUCACUUUUGACUGUUUACAUAGUAAUCAAGUCAAUUAUGCAAAGAUAUAUUAUAUUAAUUUAUGCAUAUCGUAUCAAAUACGAAUAUUUAUAUGCAAAAGCAUUGCCUUUAUUCAGAUUGAAUAUGACUGAAGUAUUUUCAUCUCUCUACACGGGAAAUGUCAUACCCUAUAUUUAACACAUGAUUUUUCGCAGCAGAAGUAUUGAAAGAGAAUACUAACUCUGAAUCAGGAUCGUUUGAUACUUUUCUUUCAGAUGAUCGCUCCGUAUGUAAAACUAUAGUACAAAAUUUGUAAUUUCCCAAUAUUAUAAAAGUGAAAGGAUACACAUGACGUACAUAAAAUUGGUAUAUUCCUUUUUAUCUGUGUUCGUAUUUAUAUUUAUUAAAGUACGAAUAUUACACUAAUUUCGUAUUUAUAUUUCCCUCAUUGAUACAGCAGACACUAUUUAAGAAUUUAUCAAUAUUGAUGCUGAAAAUCAAACUUUAAUUGGAUAAUACCACA
Messenger RNA from Neodiprion fabricii, 3476 nucleotides. Its product is annotated as zinc finger protein 726-like. NCBI's taxonomy places the organism in Eukaryota, Metazoa, Arthropoda, Insecta, Hymenoptera, Diprionidae. The transcript is spliced from 4 exons. The record is from RefSeq and is a predicted model, not a curated record. Gene Ontology annotation, molecular function: DNA-binding transcription factor activity; RNA polymerase II cis-regulatory region sequence-specific DNA binding. The coding region runs from base 466 to 2637 and encodes 723 amino acids. Gene Ontology annotation, biological process: regulation of transcription by RNA polymerase II.